Messenger RNA from Thamnophis sirtalis, 1579 nucleotides. The record is from RefSeq and is a predicted model, not a curated record. Lineage: Eukaryota; Metazoa; Chordata; Lepidosauria; Squamata; Natricidae.
GUGCCUGGGGUUGAGGAUCAGAGGGCCUUGUCUUUGAAGGAGUGCCUUAGACUGCUAGAGGCUACAUUUCCCUUUGGGGAAAAUUCCGAGUUUCCAGCUGCAGGUGUUCCCAGCCUAACUGACUUUCAGCCAAAUGAGAGUGGCCCUUCUGUCAUUUCAGAUGGGGUCCUGUCUCCCCUUUUGACAGAUACAGAGUUGCCCUUUGAUCUGGAACAACAGUGGCAGGACCUCAUGUCUAUCAUGGAAACACAGAGCAUGGAGGUGAACAGCACAACUCUAUAUAACAGCUCAAGUGGAAACCUUCUGACAGCCAACUACAGCCUUGCUCCAUCCACCCCUAUUAACCAGAAUGUCAGCCUGCAUCAGGCAUCGCUAGCUGGCUGCACACAAGAUUUUCCUUCCCUGUUCAGUUCUGAAAUUGAAAGUCCCUCAAUGGCUGGAGGCUCAGCUUUGCUGCAGCUGGUUCCUGAUAACUCCACUGGCUUCAACAAAUUUGGCUCUACCAACCUAAGUGGGAACUUUUUUCCUCCCCAGUUAAACUGCACUGUAACUGAAACAUCUGGGUCUGAACUCCCAGAUCCUCUUGGAGGGCUCCUGGAUGAAGCCAUGCUAGAUGAGAUUAGUUUAAUGGAUUUGGCUAUUGAAGAAGGCUUCAACCCAGUGCAGGCAUCCUGCUUGGAAGAGGAAUUUGAUUCAGACUCUGGGCUCUCCCUGGAUUCAAGUCACAGUCCUGCUUCUCUCAGCAGCUCAGAAGCAUCAUCCUCUUCCUCCUUUUCUGAGGAAGGAGCUGUAGGCUACAGUUCUGAUACUGAAAAUGUGGACUUUGAAAAUGCAGGAGGAGCUGUUGGGUAUCAGCCAGAAUAUAGCAAGUUCUAUCGGAUGAGCUACCAAAAUCCUCCUCAGUUGCAGUACCUGCCUUAUCUUGAGCAUGUGGGUCACAAUCACACAUAUAACAUGGCCCCCAGGACCUUAGACACUGAUGAGUCCCAGCCAGCUAGUAUGGGAAAGAAGAGUUCCAAAGAAAAGCAAGCAGAUUUUCUAGAUAAGCAGAUGAGUAGAGAUGAACAUAGAGCCAGAGCCAUGAAGAUUCCUUUUCCCAAUGAAAAGAUCAUCAAUUUGCCUGUAGAGGAAUUCAAUGAACUCCUGUCCAAGUAUCAGUUGAGUGAAGCACAGCUGAGUCUAAUCCGUGACAUUCGCAGAAGGGGUAAGAAUAAGAUGGCAGCCCAGAAUUGUCGUAAAAGAAAACUGGACACUAUCCUCAAUCUGGAGCGGGAUGUAGAUGAUUUGCAGAGAGACAAAUCAAAGCUGCUCAGGGAGAAGGUGGAAUUUCUCAGGUCCAUCCACCAGAUGAAGCAAAAAAUGCAGACCCUCUACCAGGAGGUAUUCGGCCAUCUGCGUGAUGAGAAUGGACAGCCCUAUUCCCCAAACCAGUAUAUUCUACAGCAUGCCAGUGAUGGCAGUGUUAUUCUAAUAUCACGUUCCUUGGCUGAGCAGCAGAGGUGGUGUCAAGAGAAGAAACAGAAAGACAGGAGGAAGUGAAAGAUGAUAAAUAUCAUUUGAAAAGCAUAAACUUGCUGAA